CGAGCGCUGAGCGGCACCUCGAACAAACCGUGUCUGCUCUCUUGGGCUCGAACGCGCAUGUCGACGGCAACCCGCCGACUGGCUCUCACCGGGCGCCAUGCUCGGCUCUAUAGCUCAGCAUCACCAGCAGUCGCUCUCAGCUACGAACACCAUCCUAAGCCGUCCCGCGAAAGCAUAAAGAAGGAGCCGCUCGUUGUGUUGCAUGGCCUGUUCGGGUCCAAGCAGAACUGGCGGAGUCUAGGCAAGAGCCUCGCGAAGCAGCUUGAGCGCGAUGUGUACUGUCUUGACCUACGCAAUCACGGCGAGUCACCUCACGAUGCAGAUUGCUCCUAUACAGCCUAUGCUGGCGAUGUGACCUCCUUUCUAGAUAGCCAGAACCUUAGCAGUAUCUUUCUGGCAGGCCAUUCAAUGGGUGGCAAAGUGGCAAUGACCGUUGCUCUCGCUCCAGAGUCGCAGGAUCGCAUCAAACGACUCGUUGUCAUUGACAUGAGCCCCGCGACCGGCAAGAUCUCGCCUGAAUUUGCACGGUACAUCGAAGCCAUGCAAGAGAUAGAGAGCAUUGGAGUUGAGGAUAAACACCAAGCCGACCAGAUACUGCAAAAGUAUGAAGAGAGUCUACCCAUUAGACAAUUCCUGUUGACCAAUCUGAACCGUCCGACCUCGCGCGACUCCCGGGAUCCGCUGCGCUUUCGGAUACCUGUCGACGUACUGUCCAAAUCCCUGAAUGCUAUCGGCGAAUUUCCUUUCGAGGAAGGAAAAGCGGUCUUUAAGGAACCAGCGCUUUUCGUCAAGGGCGAGCUCAGCAAGUACCUGAACCGCAAGAGCAUCGCGGUAGCACGCGAGUACUUCCCCGAGAUGCAACUCGAGACUGUCACGGGCGCUGGACAUUGGGUCCACUCUGAAAAGCCUAGCGAGUUUAUGCAACUGAUGCGAGAAUUUUGCGCAUGACACGUCGUGUGGAUGAGUGUGCAAUGCAUCAUCUCUGACUUGCU
Molecule: messenger RNA, 992 nt
Organism: Mixia osmundae IAM 14324
Lineage: Eukaryota; Fungi; Basidiomycota; Mixiomycetes; Mixiales; Mixiaceae
Exons: 7
Coding region: 58-948 (296 amino acids)
Cellular component (GO): mitochondrion
Source: RefSeq, a predicted model, not a curated record